GUGAGAGGGCUCUGCAUGAGAUUGGCCAUUUAAGUGUCAAUCAAACUAGGUCAUGGGACGUGAUAACCAAUCAGGUUCCUCUAGCAAACUGCCGCUCCAGAUGUAUGACCACAGAUCGAGACACUUGUCGUCUUCGACGAGGAAACUUUUUAUAGAUGCGACAGGAGAGUUGAGAUAUCUGCAGGAUAACACAGCUGAUUAACGGAGCUACAGCUGACAUCAGGCAGGGGACUGAGAGGAAAAGGACUAAUCCAGAGACUCCGCACUUCUUGCACCACUAAAAGUGAAAGUGAAACUGUGAAAGUGAUCAGACAUUUCAGAGGAGGGACCGUUACUCGAAGACAAAAUGGUCUCCGUAGCUCUCUGAAGAGGAGUUCUUCAGUUUACGGUGAAACACUCAGGGAUCCUUUUCUCCUGUCAUGUGGUCACAGUGUGUGUGAAGCUUGUCUAUAGCAGGAGUGUCCAGUCUGCAGGAGAAACAGCCUGUGUGUGUUUGGUGUGUUAAGAUUCUUAGAAGCAGAGAAACCACAACUUCACUCCCAUAGCUGAAACACUUGACUGAGGAAGGCAAAAUGGCAGCCGCAGUCAUGGACAAAGAUUUUAAACUGGUCACCCCUGAUCAUCUUGUGAAGGCUGGUGGUGAUGUCACUCUGCCUUGUCACCUCUCUCCUAAAACCAGUGCUGUGGCCAUGGAGAUCAGGUGGUUUAAUGGGAGACACUGUAUCUACCUGUAUAAGAAUGGUCAUGUGACAGAGGGGGAGUACUAUGAGGGCAGAGUGAGUGUGAACACCCAGGAGCUGCAGAGAGGAGACGUGUCUCUGAGACUGAGGAAUAUCAGAUGGGGAGAUGAAGGAGUGUACACAUGCCAGGUCAUCAGUGGAGAACACAAGGAGGAGGGAAGAGUCGGGCUGAGAUGUAAGUCUCCUGUUUCUCUGCUGUAAAGAGCUCAGUGCUGUCAUUCAUGUCACAAACUAAACCUGCUCACACUUACACUCUCUAACCAGAUUACACUUUCAUACUAAAUACCUUCACACCCUAGCCCUUUCUCUCUCUAUCACACACACACUCUCUCACACACAGAUACAAUAAUCCAGUCCAGUAUCUAUCGUGUGUGUGUGUGUAUAUUUGUGUUUGAU
Messenger RNA from Clupea harengus (Atlantic herring), 1136 nucleotides. RefSeq names its product myelin-oligodendrocyte glycoprotein-like. Lineage: Eukaryota; Metazoa; Chordata; Actinopteri; Clupeiformes; Clupeidae. The record is from RefSeq and is a predicted model, not a curated record. The transcript is spliced from 3 exons. Bases 573 to 941 code for a protein of 122 amino acids.